AUGGCGGCUAGGGAUCUCAAAGGCAAUGGCUUCAUAGGAAUCCAAGCUUUUCAUAGAGGCAAUACUCUUUACUUUUUGAACAUCUAUUUACCCUACCUACUGACUGAGAAGAGAAGAAUGUGGAGUGAGAUUGUUGAAUGGAAGGGAAAAUUAAGGGUUGGGGAGUGGAUAAUUGGGGGAGACUUUAACUCAGUUAAACAUUGUGGUGAGAGGGUGGGAAGCAGUAAUAGAAGCAAUAGAGUUGAGAUGGAAGAUUUUGCUUCUUUAAUUGAUUUAAUGGAAGUGGUUGAUCUACCAACCAUAGGAAACCAAUUCACUUGGUUCAACUCAGAUGGGAAAGCAAAGAUCAUGCUUGAUCAUUUCCUUGUACCUAAAGGCAUCUUAGGUUCAUGGAAACUUGUUGCAUAA
Messenger RNA from Lathyrus sativus (Indian pea), 408 nucleotides. The record is from the annotation of a GenBank genome assembly. NCBI's taxonomy places the organism in Eukaryota, Viridiplantae, Streptophyta, Magnoliopsida, Fabales, Fabaceae.